AUGGAGCUAGUACUCGAAGACCCCGGAUACUUGUGUGCUGUGGAGCCACGCAAGACGUUGGAGCUUGCUGACGAGAAAGCACAGGCCAAUUUUGAGCUCGGCGUCGCGAUGCUCGUGCACGGAUGGCAGAUCCUCACCACCGCCGUCGAUAACAGCUGGGGAGGACCAGAGUCUGCAGAGAAAAGAGACUGGAUCACCGCCGUGGUGAUCGACCUGUUCAAACAGAACAAAGAGGUGGACAUUAUUUUGAUUCACGAGACUCUAUUUAACGCCAUGGAGGACGAGUUCGACGUCCUUGUCGAGGACCAGAGCACAGUCCACAUAGCCACCGCUGUGGUCCAGAUCUACCAGGAGUGUCUCGCUGGCAAGUACGAUCGUGUGCAGACAAUGUACCAGAAAUACCUACAGAAGCAGGAGUAUCGCAAGACCCACGGCAUCGAGAAAGUUGAGGUCCAAGAAGACGAUAGCGACGACGACAGCGACGAGGACCAGGACGAGGACGAAGACAUGAUGGACGCCGACGUGCCACAGCUGCAGGAACGCGCUAGCCAGCCGCGCGAGGAGAUCAUUGACGAGGACGGCUUCACGGUCGUCACGAGAAAGGGCAGACGCUAA
Ogataea parapolymorpha DL-1 is the source of this 615-nucleotide messenger RNA. RefSeq names its product Pre-rRNA-processing protein TSR2. Gene Ontology annotation, cellular component: nucleus. NCBI's taxonomy places the organism in Eukaryota, Fungi, Ascomycota, Pichiomycetes, Pichiales, Pichiaceae. The transcript has a single exon. The record is from RefSeq and is a predicted model, not a curated record. Bases 1 to 615 code for a protein of 204 amino acids. Gene Ontology annotation, biological process: maturation of SSU-rRNA from tricistronic rRNA transcript (SSU-rRNA, 5.8S rRNA, LSU-rRNA).